CAAUGCAGCAAGAGUCAGCCAGUUGCAGUGUUGUUCUCCACUACGCCUCACCUCCCUCCGGCUCCUCUCUCUGCAGGCAGGCCCCAGACCCCAAGGCCCACACCACACCUCUCUCCUAGGCAGAAGCAGAACGUGUCUGUAGGAGUAAGAAAGUAUGGGCGCCUACGAGUCUAACCUGGACGAUAUCCUGGCAGAGGACAUGCACCACUGGUACAACAAGUUUAUGAAAGAGUCUCCUUCGGGACUCAUCACGUUGUUUGAGCUGAAGACGAUGCUGGAGAUGCAGGGGAUGACAGAAGAAGCUAGCAGCUACGUGGACCAGGUCUUCUUUACCUUCGACAUGGACGGGGAUGGAUACAUAGACUUCGUAGAGUACAUAGCAGCAGUCAGUCUGAUGCUGAAAGGAGAAAUCAACCAGAAACUGAAAUGGUACUUCAAACUGUUCGAUCAGGACGGAAACGGCAAGAUUGACCAAGAUGAAAUGGGGACAAUAUUCAAGGCAAUCCAGGACAUCACCAGAUGUUAUGACCCUCCUACGGAGGAGAUUGUGACCCUCAUCUAUGAGAAGGUUGACAUAAAUAACGAAGGUGAGUUGACUCUGGAGGAGUUUAUCGAAGGAGCCAGGGACCACCAAGACAUCAUGGAGAUGCUGGGAAAGAUGAUGGACCUCACCAACGUUCUGAAGAUCAUUGUCAACGGACAGAAAAAGCAGGUCAAAUCACCCGAAUGAGGAUGACGUCACUUCCUGUUGCACUUCCUGUUUUGUGGAGAAAGAAUAGGAUUGUUUUGGGGACGGAAAGCAAUUAUAGUGGAAUGUUUAAUAUAUAAUAUAUGGAGGAAAUGUAUAAAAGAACAAACGACGAACUUGAGCAUCUUGAUGAGAAGGUGAAUAUACAUGAAUGGGAGGGGAGCCAUGUCCCAAAUCUCCAUCGACCAAGAAGACUGAGUUGAUGUAAGGACAAUGGAACCAUGCCAGGAGGCCAUGUGACCUACUCUAUGUUCUCUAUUUCUACAUCCCGAUUGUCUUUUUCACCCUUUUCCCAAAGUCCCAUCAUAGAUUUAACCACGCUGGAAACCCUCUAGGCAAUGAUUACACCAAUUAAAUACUUUGAGAUCAAAUGACAGGAAGUGUGGAAGUGCAAGUGUAGAGAAUUGGGAUGCAGACUAUAUGUUCUCUCUGUGUGUAUCACUUGAGUAUCCUCCUCCUCUCACUGUCACCACAGCUCUUCUCUAGUCCUCCUGCUCCUGCUCCUAGUCUCACAGUCACCACAGCUCUCUCUGGUCCUCCUCCUGCUCUCACAGUCACCACAGCUCUCUCUAAUCCUCCUCCUGCUCUCAAAGUCACCACAGCUCUCUCUAAUCCUCCUCCUGCUCUCACAGUCACCACAGCUCUCUCUAGUUCUCCUCAUCUCAGUCACCACAGCUCUCUCUAGUCCUCCUCCUGCUCUCACAGUCACCACAGCUUUCUCUAGUACUCCUCCUCUCACAGUCACCACAGCUCUCUCUAGUCCUCCUCAUCUCAGUCACCACAGCUCUCUCUAGUCCUCCUCCUGCUCUCACAGUCACCACAGCUCUCUCUAGUCCUCCUCCUGCUCUCACAGUCACCACAGCUUUCUCUAGUACUCCUCCUCUCACAGUCACCACAGCUCUCUCUAGUCCUCCUCCUGCUCCCACAGUCACCACAGCUCUCUCUAGUCCUCCUCCUGAUCCUCCUCUCUCAGUCACCACAGCUCUCUCUAGUCCUCCUCCUCCUGCUCCUCCUCUAACAGUCACCACAGCUCUAUCUAGUCCUCCUCCUGCUCUCACAGUCACCACAGCUCUCUCUAGUCCUCCUCCUGCUCUCACAGUCACCACAGCUUUCUCUAGUCCUCCUCCUCCUCACAGUCACCACAGCUCUCUCUAGUCCUCAUCCUGCUCUCACAGUCACCACAGCUCUCUCUAGUCCUCAUCCUGCUCUCACAGUCACCACAGCACUCUCUAGUCCUCCUCAUCUCAGUCACCACAGCACUCUCUAGUCCUCCUCAUCUCAGUCACCACAGCUCUAUCUAGUCCUGCUCCUCCUCUCACAGUCACCACAGCUCUCUUUAGUCCUCCUCCUGCUCCCACAGUCACCACAGCUCUCUCUAGUCCUCCUCAUCUCAGUCACCACAGCUCUCUCUAGUCCUCCUCCUCCUCACAGUCACCACAGCUCUCUUUAGUCCUCCUACUGCUCCCACAGUCACCACAGCUUUCUCUAGUACUCCCCCUCUCACAGUCACCACAGCUUUCUCUAGUACUCCCCCUCUCACAGUCACCACAGCUCUCUCUAGUCAUCCUCCUGCUCUCACAGUCACCACAGCUCUCUCUAGUCCUCCUCCUGCUCUCACAGUCACCACAGCUCUCUCUAGUCCUCCUCCUGCUCUCACAGUCACCACAGC
Messenger RNA from Oncorhynchus mykiss (rainbow trout), 2417 nucleotides. It is a transcript of the gene guca1c, whose product is annotated as guanylate cyclase activator 1C. Gene Ontology annotation, molecular function: calcium ion binding; calcium sensitive guanylate cyclase activator activity. The record is from RefSeq and is a predicted model, not a curated record. Lineage: Eukaryota; Metazoa; Chordata; Actinopteri; Salmoniformes; Salmonidae.